AUGCUUCGCCGUGCGCGCGUCCUCGUCUCGCCAAAGGCGCUCGGCGCUUACGCCGCUGCAGCCACCGCCGUCGCGGGCGGCGGCUACCUCUGGCUCAACUCCGGACCCACCUAUCCACCCACUAACAAGGGACACCGUAGUCCCCCGGCGCCGUGGACGCCCCCUUCGCGCGCAGACCACCUUAAGCGCCUGCGCGAGUCCCGUGAGGACGAAUUCGACGUUUUGAUUAUCGGUGGAGGCGCAACAGGCGCUGGUGUCGCCGUCGAUGCCGCAACGCGCGGUCUCAAGACUGCACUUGUCGAACGUGACGAUUUCAGCUCCGGCACAUCAUCCAAGAGUACGAAGCUCGUACACGGAGGUGUCCGUUACCUCCAGAAGGCGGUUAUGGAGCUCGACUAUGAGCAGUACAAGCUUGUCACCGAAGCCCUCCAUGAACGUCUCAUCUUCCUGCACACCGCGCCUUACCUUUCGCACAUGUUGCCCAUCAUGCUGCCAAUCUACAAGUACUGGCAAGUCCCGUACUUUUGGAUUGGUUGCAAGAUGUACGAUUUGCUCGCUGGCAAGGAGAACAUGGAGACAUCGUAUCUUAUGACGCGCGGCAAGACGCUCGAGACUUUCCCCAUGCUCAAGUCCGAGGGUCUCGUCGGCUCCCUGGUUUAUUACGACGGACAACACAACGACGCACGCAUGAACAUGGCCCUGGUUAUGACCGCUGUCAAGCAUGGCGCGACUGUAGCGAACAAGAUCGAGGUCUUGAAGCUCAACAAGGACGCGUCUGGCAAGCUCAUCGGUGCUACGGUUCGCGACAACAUGACCGGCGACGAGUGGGACGUCAAGGCCAAGGGCAUCAUCAACGCUACUGGACCAUUCGCCGACUCGGUUCUGACUAUGGAUAACCCCGCUCACAAGCCCAUCGUACAGCCGUCAUCUGGCGUGCACAUCACGCUCCCGGACUACUACUCACCGCGCAAGAUGGGUAUGCUUGACCCCGCUACUUCGGACGGACGCGUUAUCUUCUUCCUUCCUUGGGAGGGAGGUACCAUCGCAGGCACUACGGACGCACCAGCACCGGUUGAACAGGACCCCAAGCCCAUGGAGGAGGAGAUUCGCUGGAUUCUCAACGAGGUCCGCAACUACCUUAGCCCGGACAUCAAGGUCCGCCGCGCCGAUGUACUCUCCGCCUGGUCUGGUCUUCGCCCGCUUGUUCGCAACCCCAACGCGGACCCGAACAGCACGCAGGGUCUUGUACGGAACCACCUUAUCUACGUCACGGACUCUGGCCUGCUCACGAUCACCGGUGGCAAAUGGACGACUUACCGCGAGAUGGCCAAGGAGACAGUCGAUGAGGCCGUCAAGGUGUUCAAGCUCAACCCGAAGAACGAAUGCAUCACCGAGAAGGUUCAGCUCAUCGGAUCCGAGGGAUGGUCGCGCAACAUGUUCGUCUCGCUCAUUCAGCGCUACGGUCUCGAGCCCGAGGUCGCGCAGCACCUCAGCCACAACUACGGUGACCGCGCAUGGACUGUCCUUGACCUUGAGCGCCCGGCAGACACGACCUUCGCUGUGCGCGUUGACCCCAACUACCCCUUCCUUGAGAGCGAGGUUCGCUACGCCGUUCGCCACGAGUACGCGCUCACCGCUACGGAUGUUAUCGCUCGCCGCAUGCGUCUCGCGUUCCUCAACGCGCAGGCGGCGCUCAACGCUCUCCCGCGCAUCGUCGACAUCAUGGCCUCUGAGCUCCAAUGGGAUGAGAAGACCAAGGAGAAGGAGUUCAACCGCGCAAGCACGUACCUUGGCACGAUGGGCCUGCAGAGCGUUCACGGCGAUGACGAGGAGGUCGCUGCUUCCCUCGACGCGCUCAAGACUGCGUUCAAGACCAAGGCGCAGGUUAUCGGCGGCGAGGAGCGCGUACCACAGAGCGAGAUCUUGACUCUCGUCUCCAACUUGAAGGAGUUCAAGGGCCUCGGCGCUAAGGAUGUCAAGUACGUUCUCGAGGAGCUCGGCUACAAGUCGGCCAAGACUCUCAGCUACGAUGAUGUAACCGAGGUCUACUCUGAACUCAAGGAGGUCGCUCUCCUACCCUCCCCAACCCAGACAAGGUUAAACGUCCGCAUCCCUGUCGAGAAGUCCGGCGGUGGUGUAUAA
Peniophora sp. CBMAI 1063 is the source of this 2142-nucleotide messenger RNA. Lineage: Eukaryota; Fungi; Basidiomycota; Agaricomycetes; Russulales; Peniophoraceae. The record is from the annotation of a GenBank genome assembly.